ACAUCUAAAAAGGUCAUUCACAAGUCGUCCACUCGUUUCCAGUGCGAUUUGUGUUUUUGUUCACACGUAAGUAAAUACUUGAUUAAACAAUUUGUUGUAGCUUGUCCUGAGAUGGGGUUUUACGUGCAAUGUUUUUGGCUAUAGUUGAACGUUUUUCAUCUAGCCAGAUAACUUUAAAAAAAAAUCUUUAUCGUCUACUGACUGUCAACAGUCGCUGGCACGUUAGCUUAGCUAGCGAAUAUAAACGUUAGCUGUUGCAUACGGAGAGGUAAAGUUAGUGGUAUUAUUAUUUUUAACUAGUUAGCAAGCACUUUUAUAGAACAUAACAAGGAAGAUGGGUUCGUCGAAAAAACACAAGGAAAAGGGCCGUGAUAAAGAUAAGGAUGCCGAAGAACGUGGUCACCGCGAACACAAAAAACACCGUCAUAAGGACCGGGAGAGGGACAAGGAACGAGAUAGCAACCGAGAGCGGGAGAAAAGGAAACGAUCCAGAUCGAAGGAAAGGAGUGGACGGGGUUCCGAGAGAGACGGUCGCAGUAAAGGGGAGAGGAGUACUGGGGAGCCUCGCGUAAAGAAAGAAAAAGUGGAGUCCGGAUGUGAGGGCACAGAAAUUGCACCACAGUCUGCAAGUGGAGAUGCCUCGCUUACCAUUGAAGAGACAAACAAGCUGAGGGCCAAGCUUGGUCUGAAGCCUCUGGAAAUGACUGACACCACUAAAGAGCUCGGCACAAAGGAGCAGCCAAUUGUUGCAGAGACGAUCAACCCAGUGUAUAUUAAACAGCAGAAAGAGAUGAGGGAGAAACUGGCAGCUCUGAAGGAAAAGAGGCUCCUCAAUAAGAAACUGGGGAAAGUGAAGACCUUAGCAGAAGAAGACUGGCUGGAUGACACUGUUGCCUGGGUUGAAAGGAGCCGGAAGAUGGCCAAAGAGAAGGAACUGGCCGAGAAGAGAGCCAAGCUUCUGCAGGAGAUGGAUGAGGAGUUUGGCGUGAGCAAUCUGGUGGAGGAGGAGUUUGGACAGACCAAGAAGGCCGCUUACAGCUCUCGGGACCUAAAGGGUCUCACUGUGCAGCACAAGAUGGAGUCAUUUAAUGAAGGGGAGACUGUCAUUCUCACACUGCAAGACAAAGGUGUGCUUGAUGAAGAGGGGGGCGAUGUUCUUGUAAAUGUGGGUCUGGUGGACAAAGAAAAUGCUGAGAAGAAUGUGGAGUUGAAGAAGAAAAAGCCUGAUUACAAAGCCUAUGAAGAGGACGAGAGUGUGGAUGACAUGGUUACGUUCAAGCCGCGCACUGUGCUGGGCAAGUAUGAUGAGGAGAUUGAUGGAGAGAAGAAGAAGAGUUUCCGGCUGAGCAAAGGGGGCUGUGCUGAGGGGGAACGGGAACGGGAGCUCCAGGCCAUCAGGGAGACCCUGAGGAACCAGGCCCAGUCUCUGGAGAUGCCUGCUCUCGCUAUUGCCUCAGAGUACUACACACCCCUGGAGAUGGUUGGCUUUAAGAAGACCAAGCAGCGCGUCAGGAAGAUCAGGAAGAAGGAGAAGGCAUUGCCUGAUGAUCUCCAAUUAGACGACACACGCAACACCGACUUUGGCUCCAGGGCACGGGGUCGGGGUCGCAAGCAGUUGGAUGAGGAGGGCCAGGAAGGGGUGAAGGAGCGUGUCAACAUACCGGGACUAGAUGUACCCCAACAGUCAGAUGACAUCAGGAUGGCGGACAUGGACAUCAGUGACGAUGAGAACUUCACCCCCCCUGAUCCGGCUGUGCUGGAGGAGGACGAGGCAGAGCAGGAGCUGCAAAAGCAGCUGGAGAAACAGCGAAAACUCAAACAGAAACAGCUGCUCAAAAACUCUGGGGAAAAGGUGGCAGAGCAGGUCCGAGGGCUUGCAAGAGGGGACGACAGCGACGAUGAAGAAGACAAGAACAACCUGAACAUUGUGUUCAAUGCCACCUCUGAGUUCUGCAGAACUCUGGGUGACAUCCCCACCUACGGCCUGUCGGGAAACCGAGAGGACCAGGAGGAUAUCAUGGAUUUCGAGCAGGAGGCGGAGAGAGAUGGCGCUGGCGGUUCAGACUCCGACGGGGAUGAGAAUGUUGGCUGGAGCAUCGUCAACGUGGAUGAGGAGCAGAAGCAGCCUGAUUUCGCCACAGCCUCGACCACCAUCCUGGAUGAAGAACCCAUUGUCAACUCUGGGCUGGCUGCUGCCUUGGCGCUCUGCAAGAAUAAGGGUCUCUUGGACACUCAAAUGCAGAAGAUAUCCCGUGUCCGUGCUCCUACCGGUGCCCUGCCCAAUGAUAACUACAGCAUUGAGGACAAGAUGACUAUAGAUGACAAGUACAGUCGGAGGGAGGAAUAUAGAGGCUUCACCCAGGACUUCAAGGAGAAGGAUGCCUACAAGCCAGACGUCAAGAUUGAGUAUGUGGAUGAAUCUGGACGGAAGCUCACUCCCAAAGAGGCUUUCCGGCAGCUCUCACAUCGGUUUCAUGGGAAGGGGUCUGGCAAGAUGAAGACUGAGAGGAGGAUGAAAAAGCUGGAAGAGGAAGCGCUGCUGAAGAAGAUGAGCAGUAGUGAUACCCCUCUAGGAACUGUUGCUUUGCUUCAGGAGAAACAGAAGUCACAGAAAACCCCCUACAUUGUUCUGAGUGGGAGUGGGAAAAGCAUGAAUGCAAACAACAUCACCAAAUAGAUGUGGUUGAGAAGAGGGAUCUGACCAGUGAGGACGUGUGCCAUGCACCAUUACACAGACAAACUGAUGUUAAGUUUAUUUUCCUUAUUGAAUAAAAUCAAGUAGCUUCCUAUUACUGUUGUGUGUGUAAAGAAAGUCGUUGGUGCUUUUGACCCUGGAUUUAUGUCUACAAUGAUUAUAAUUUGUUAUUUACAUACAUUAAAGAUUUGACAUGA
Messenger RNA from Salmo salar (Atlantic salmon), 2892 nucleotides. Its product is annotated as U4/U6.U5 tri-snRNP-associated protein 1. Gene Ontology annotation, cellular component: U4/U6 x U5 tri-snRNP complex. Lineage: Eukaryota; Metazoa; Chordata; Actinopteri; Salmoniformes; Salmonidae. The record is from RefSeq and is a predicted model, not a curated record. Gene Ontology annotation, biological process: maturation of 5S rRNA; mRNA cis splicing, via spliceosome.